AUGUCUCAACGUAGAGACUUGACGUCCAACACGUACCAGAAUCCAAACCUCAGCAAUAGCCUGGAGUUUGAUUUAAGGUCUAAUAAUCCAUUUGAUCACGCUGAUCUAGUUGAUGAUGAUCAUGGAACUAACCGUAUUCCCAACCAGCUGAUGGAAUCCUCAAACGAUGACGACAGGGAGUCUGCUGCGAACUCUUAUUCAAACUCUACCGCGAACGCUCGUGGAACAGAAGCGGACCAACCAAACUAUGGUAAACCGUUCAACGCUUAUUCCGGUUACUACAACCAAUAUUCCGGUACAACUUCACAUUUAUUAUCCCAUGAAAACUCUUCUCUGGAUGACAAUACCAACAUGGCUUCCUCACAACUCCUCAACUCCAACUCAGCCAAUAAAAUGCAAACCCCUUCGGAAUUCGAUAGAUAUCCAUCCAUGGCUGGUUCGCGAGUGGUUUCACUGACCUCACUUUCUUCCCAUUUUUUUGGUGCGUCAAAGGAAGCCACCGGAGCCCAAUCAAACUCUAAUACCAAUGGAAAGUCUUCGGAUGAAUCGUUGAACAAUAAAUCAUCCUUAAUGGCUCCAUUUAUGGGAGUAGAUUUCAGUCCAUUUGGUGACUAUCCUGCCCUGUCUUAUCCUUUACAUAUUGAUGAGAAGGAACCGGAUGAUUAUUUACACAAUCCAGAUCCUAUUGCCGAUGCGGAAUACGACCGUAACAGAUUUCUUUAUGACUUGAAACAUAUGGACCGUAGAUCGUUGUGGGGUCUUAUUGGGUUCAUUGUUUUAUUCCUUGGUGCCUUGGGUGUGUUUGUUCUAUUUCCAGUAUUUACAUAUACCAUUAGUGAAAAGUACAAACCAGAAGUAUACGAAAUUUUGACAAGAUAUCAGUAUCCAAUUUUGGCAGCAAUAAGAACUGAUUUGGUUGAUCCAGAUACUCCACAAGAUGCCCGAACCAAAGUGGUUUCUACUGGAGAUACUUGGAAUCUUGUGUUUUCUGAUGAAUUCAACGCCGUAGGAAGAACAUUCUAUGAUGGUGAUGAUCAAUUCUGGACUGCUCCAGAUAUUCAUUAUGCAGCCACAAGAGAUUUGGAAUGGUAUGAUCCGGAUGCAUCCCUGACAGCAAAUGGUACAUUAAACUUACGUAUGGAUGCUUAUAAAAAUCAUGAUUUGUAUUACAGAAGUGGUAUGGUGCAAUCAUGGAAUAAGUUGUGUUUUACUCAAGGUCUCCUUGAGUUUUCUGCACAAUUACCAAACUAUGGUAAUAUCACUGGGUUAUGGCCAGGGUUAUGGUCUAUGGGUAAUUUGGGUCGUCCUGGUUAUUUGGCUACUACUGAAGGUGUUUGGCCAUAUACCUAUGAAUCAUGUGAUGUUGGGAUUACCGCUAACCAAUCUUCCAUUGAUGGUAUUUCAUAUUUGCCUGGUCAAAGAUUAAAUUCAUGUACAUGUAAUGGUCAAGUGCAUCCUAACCCUGGUGUUGGACGUGGUGCACCUGAAAUUGAUGUUUUAGAAGCUGAAAUGGAUACUAAUAUUAAGGUUGGUGUUGCGUCUCAGUCGUUUCAAGUUGCUCCUUAUGAUAUUUGGUAUAUGCCCGAUUAUAACUUUGUGGCUAUCCAUAAUGCUUCGAUUACAACGAUGAACACAUAUGCUGGUGGUCCUUUCCAACAAGCUGUGUCUGCUGUUACAACUUUAAAUACAACUUGGUAUGAAUUUGGACCGGGUGCUAGACAUUUCCAAAACUUUGCAUAUGAAUACAAAAAUAGUGACGAAGAUGGGUACAUAACAUGGUAUGUGGGUAAUAAUCCUACCAUGACGUUGCAUUCAUAUGCAUUAUCACCAAACGGGAAUAUUGGUUGGCGAAGGAUUUCAAAGGAGCCAAUGAGUAUGAUUAUGAACUUGGGUAUCUCCAAUAAUUGGGCGUAUAUUGAUUGGCCAUCUAUUCAUUUCCCUGUUACUUUCAGAAUUGAUUACGUUAGAAUUUACCAACCAGCAGAUGAAAUCAAUUUAACUUGUGAUCCUCCAGGACACCCUACUUAUGACUACAUUCAACAACAUGCAGACAUCUAUACCGACGCCAAUAUCACCAUGUUUACAGAUAAAUACCCAAGACCCAAGAAUACCCUUGUUGAUGGCUGUUCGUUAUAA
This is a messenger RNA of Lizanozyma spartinae, 2136 nucleotides long. It is a transcript of the gene KRE6, whose product is annotated as SKN1/KRE6 family beta-glucan synthesis-associated protein. Gene Ontology annotation, molecular function: glucosidase activity. The coding region runs from base 1 to 2136 and encodes 711 amino acids. Gene Ontology annotation, biological process: (1->6)-beta-D-glucan biosynthetic process; fungal-type cell wall organization. Gene Ontology annotation, cellular component: plasma membrane; endoplasmic reticulum membrane. Lineage: Eukaryota; Fungi; Ascomycota; Pichiomycetes; Serinales; Debaryomycetaceae. The record is from RefSeq and is a predicted model, not a curated record. The transcript has a single exon.